Messenger RNA from Zootermopsis nevadensis, 4312 nucleotides. Lineage: Eukaryota; Metazoa; Arthropoda; Insecta; Blattodea; Termopsidae. The record is from RefSeq and is a predicted model, not a curated record.
AAAGUGUUGGUUCAUCAGGUAUUGUGGCAUGGCCGUUGUGGCAUUGGGCACGUGCGUGAGGUUUGGUUGUGGGAGACGGACGUAGUAACAAAUUGCAUUGGAAAUGAAGUACAUUUUGGUUACUGGUGGAGUUAUAAGCGGUGUAGGAAAAGGUGUUAUUGCUAGUUCUUUCGGAACUAUUUUGAAAUGCAGUAACAUCCACGUGACUUCAAUCAAGAUAGAUCCGUACAUCAAUAUUGAUGCUGGCACGUUUUCACCGUAUGAACAUGGUGAAGUUUAUGUUUUGGAUGAUGGAGGAGAAGUAGAUCUUGAUCUUGGAAACUAUGAAAGAUUUUUGGAUAUCACAUUGCAUCGUGAUAAUAACAUCACAACUGGGAAAAUUUAUCAGCAUGUCAUAAGCAAAGAGAGAAGAGGUGACUUUCUGGGAAAGACAGUACAAGUUGUGCCCCAUAUCACAGAUGCAAUUCAAGAGUGGGUAGAGAGAGUUGCUAACCAGCCUGUAACUGAAGAUGGAACGAAGCCACAGGUGUGCAUUGUUGAGUUGGGUGGAACUAUUGGAGACAUAGAGGGAAUGCCAUUUGUUGAAGCGUUUAGACAAUUCCAGUUUCGUGUUAAGAAAGAGAACUUCAUUUGUGCUCAUGUGUCUAUGAUUCCUCAGCCUCGGACCACUGGAGAACCAAAAACGAAGCCAACACAAGCAAGUGUCAGAGAACUUCGAGGUUUGGGGUUGUCCCCAGACUUGAUCGUGUGCCGUAGUGAGAAUCCAAUCGGUCAGGCUGUAAAGGAUAAGAUUUCAAACUUCUGUCAUGUUGCUCCUGAGCAAGUACUUUGCAUUCACGAUUUGUCUUCCAUCUACCGAGUACCAAUUCUGAUGGAGAGCCAAGGAAUUUUGGAAUUUUUCAAUGACCGUCUCCAAUUGAAUAUUCCAAUGCCUCCUCCAAGAAAAUUUAUGCAUAAAUGGAAGGAUCUUGCUGAAAGGGCAGACACAUUAUGCAAGGAUGUAACAGUUGCUCUUGUUGGAAAGUAUACAAAGUUGGAGGAUGCCUAUGCUUCAGUGACCAAAGCUCUUCAACAUGCAGCAGUAGCUGCUGGCUUCAGACUCAAGAUUAAGUACAUUGAGGCAGCUAAUUUGGAAGAAGCAACAAGAAGGUCUAAUCCAGUCCCAUAUCAUGAAGCUUGGCAAGAGCUCUGCAAAAGCGAUGGCGUAAUUGUCCCUGGUGGUUUUGGUAAACGUGGUAUGGAAGGAAAGAUGGAGGCUUGUAAAUGGUGCCGAGAAACCAAGAAGCCAUUUAUAGGCAUAUGCCUUGGCCUGCAGGCUGCAGUCAUAGAGUUCUCAAGAAAUGUACUUAACCUGGCAGAUGCCAAUACAACAGAGAUUGAUCCUGACACUGAAAGUGCAGUAGUAAUUGACAUGCCAGAAUACAAUCCUGGGAUAAUGGGCAGUACGAUGAGGCUUGGGAAACGCACUACAGUAUUUGCACAUGAUAAUUCAAUACUUAGACAGUUGUAUGGAAACAAGGACAGAAUUGAAGAAAGACAUAGGCAUCGGUAUGAAGUGAAUCCAAAAUAUGUUUCUCAACUGGAAGCUGCUGGCAUGAAGUUUGUUGGCCGUGAUGAAGAUAAUAUUCGUAUGGAGAUUGUUGAACUGGAUGACCACCCUUACUUUGUAGCAAUGCAGUACCACCCAGAAUACCUCUCCAGGCCUUUGAAGCCUUCUCCCCCAUUCCUUGGCUUGAUUCUGGCAUCAGUCGGAAAGUUACAUUCGUACUUGGCUCGUGGCUGUCGGUUGACUCCAAGACUGCUGUCAGAUGAUGAUUCAGAUGAUGAAAUUCCAAGAACAAUGUUUAAAGAUAAUUUUGUGAUAUCAAAAGAUAUGCUGAUUGAAGAAAGAAGCAAAAGUACCAUCUCUCUUCCUGAAUUGGUUUAGAGAAGGUGUUGACAGACCAGAGCUCAGACUGUGGAAGUCAUCAUGCACAUUAAGAAGUACUUUGGGCUGUUUUUCUGAAAAAGAUGGUAGCUAUUGAGUUGCUGUAUCAUGGUAUUGUACAGUUUAUGAUACUGCAUUUGGAUAUGUGGGAGCUGUUGCUCAUGAAAAAGGUGGAUUAUCUGCUGUAUCACAUGAUUGUACCCAUGGAUCACGUGAUGAGAAUGCCUACAUUAUGUUAUGAGAAGUCUAGAACAGAUUUCAGGUUGUAGUUUUAGUGUAAUUGGGAAAAGGUCACAGUUUGAAUGAGGUGAAGUCCAUAUGGCCACCACCACUAUGAGAUUGGAAGUAAUCACGUGUGCAUCAUAAGCAGAGUUAUAAUAGCAACAGCCAUUCUUGGGCCACUCUGAUGGUCUAAUGGUUAGUGAACCUAGUAUUCAGAAGGUCUCAGGUUCAAUCCCAAUUGUUGGAACUAAUAUCAGAAUUAAAGUUAGUAUUAAAUUUGUCACUAUAAAUAUAGCUAAUCAUCUGAAGACAUGUGAAGAGCUGAUUCUCAGAACAUCAUGUAUUUCAAAUGUACCAGUACCUAAGACAGUUGACAGUGUCCUUCAUAAAACUGUAAUGAACUCUUAUAUGUGGCUUAUGGUCAUGAGAAAAAAUAGAAACUUUGGAGAGAUGGCAUUUUUGAUAAUUACAUCAUCAAUUUAAAAUUACAUAUUCAGGCAGAACUACUUAGAAGGUAACUGAACUUCCAGAGCUUUCAGGAACAGUUACACCCCACUAAUAUCUAGUCACAUAUAGCACAAUGUGUCGUUUAUUUGUAAUUGUAAUGCUGUUAUACUUGUUCAAUUUUUCUCCUUGUUUAAGGUAACGCUCUUAGAUAUACAGUGGAACCUUGAUAUACCGCGGACUCAGAUAUGUUGUGGCUGUGAACUUGUCCCCAAUACGAUUACAUAUGUUUUACAUAUUUCACGUAUAACGCGGGUACUGAAGCUGUCCCCCAAAACCCGUGUUAUAUUGAGGUUCCACUGUACUUGUGGAAACAUGUUACUUAUACAGAGCAGGUUCUUGAGAAGGUGUAACUCAUCCAGUCACAUAAUUCCCUUAUAUUUUUUGGAACUGCAGUUCAUUAUAGUUAUCACAAGAUCUUGCAGCUGAUCCCUCUCCUGAGCACAUCUACAGAUAUAGAUUAAAAACAUUUUCUUUUGUUAAAUUUCCCUAUCAGUAUAUUGACAUGAUCAUUUUUCCUUUUUGUUAAUAUUAAUUUUUCUCUACUGAGAGUUAAUUAAGAUGGCGUUGGGCUGAACAUUGCAAACAUUAAACAUUUGAUUGUUUCAUGACACAGUGGUGAGAAAAUGUGCGAUAUAUGUAACUUGUUAGUGUGAUGUAUUACAGCUGGUGUGUAUGAUAUACAUAUUCACUAAUGAUUUAAAUUGCACUGUAUUAUAUAUCUGUGUAUGCACUUUGAUGGUUAUACUUUGUAUUUUAAAGUAAUAUUCUUAUAAAAUAUAUACUGUGUUGCAAUUAUUACUGUAGUAGGGGCCAAGGUCUUGCUACCACAUGAUGAAGCACUUUCUCAAAGUUUAUGCACCAGAAACAGUAGUCAGUUGUAAAUGUAAUUUGAUGUUGCAUACACUGCUCUGCCUUUGUAAGAAGAGAAGUGUGUUUUUGAUUGAACAUCCCUUGUGUUGGAAACUUCUUGCCAUAUUUACUCUUGUGUCCAAUGGAAAAUUGAGCUGGUCAGGGCUAACGUGGCAUAUCUCAAAUACAGCAAUAUUAAGUUGCACCAUCAUUCCUAUAGCUGAUAAUAUAAUCUAUUUGAGGGGUUGAGUGGUCCAAGAUACAAAAAAUUGAGCCACUUUAGCUGUGAGGAGUUCAGUUGUACUUUAUGUACCUGUUUCAGUAUUCAUUCAUUGUGAUAAAAUUGCUGAUAGCCAUGUAACUUCAAUUUAGUAUUUCAUUAUAGGGUAGAUAUAAUGCAUUGCAUUAUAUAGCUUCAUACAAAGUAUAAGUUGAAUAUCAAACCACCUGAAAUAUGUGUCCUUUGUGUUUUGUACCUAGAAAUAAAUAUUAGUGUCUCAGUCUUAUUUUAAUUUGAGACUGUAAAUGUAAAAUGUAACCCACUCUAGCAUCUUGAUAGUUAUAAACAAUUUACCUUUAUUUAGUGAUUGUUAAUUAAGGAGAAGACUUGAUCAAGAAACUCAGGGAGCAAGUAUUAAAAAUUAAAUUUAAUGUCAAAAGCUGUGUGGUGAAUUAGGGAAAGUAGAGUAGGUCUACCAGAAUGAAAUUUUGAAUAGGUAUGGUGUGUAGUUCUUUUGGAGAAUAUAGAAAAUACAAAAAGCUGUAAAAUUUACAAUAAUGCUUAUAAAAGUAUCAACUUAGUCUUAA